Messenger RNA from Annulohypoxylon truncatum, 1041 nucleotides. Its product is annotated as domain found in IF2B/IF5-domain-containing protein. The record is from RefSeq and is a predicted model, not a curated record. Gene Ontology annotation, molecular function: mRNA binding; translation initiation factor activity; translation initiation factor binding. The coding region runs from base 1 to 1041 and encodes 346 amino acids. The transcript is spliced from 3 exons. Gene Ontology annotation, cellular component: eukaryotic translation initiation factor 2 complex. Gene Ontology annotation, biological process: translational initiation; formation of translation preinitiation complex; formation of cytoplasmic translation initiation complex. NCBI's taxonomy places the organism in Eukaryota, Fungi, Ascomycota, Sordariomycetes, Xylariales, Hypoxylaceae.
AUGGAUGCGACAGAUGCGGCAGCGGAUACUGAACGUCCCUCCAUUCCCGACCGCAAGCAACGAAAAUCCGUCGUCUUUAAUUCCGAAGCCCUCGUAGUCGAACCCGACGGUAAAAUAGUCACCAUGGCUUCCGAAGAGACAAAGGAUACCGCUAUUUCUCAUACUCCCCGUACGCCGCCGCUCUCAGCAGCUCUUGGGGCCUUUACUGAUGCGAAAGAAGCUCCCGUCGACGACGCCGCACCUCUCGCCGAAGAAGGUGGACUCGAUCUUCUCAAGAAGAAGAAGAAGAAGCCUAAGAAGACAGAGGAUGCGGACGGGGCCGAGGCCGACGGUGCUGCCGACGGUGCGGCUGACGCCGGCGGCCUCGACCUCACCCUGAAGAAGAAAAAGAAGAAGAAGGCUCCUAAGGCUGGCGAGGGCGACGAAUUCGCCGCUAAGCUUGCGGCGCUCGAUCUUGAGAAGGAAGGUGGUGACGCAGAGGGCGCUGUCGAUUCUAAAGCCGAAGAGCAAAGUGGAGAUAUGGAAAAGGGAACUGGUAUCUGGAGUCACGAUGAGACUAAGGCAAUUAGCUACGACUUACUUCUCAGCCGCUUUUUCAGCCUGCUGGCUCAGAAGAACCCCGACCAUGCCUCAAGUGGCACCCGAAGCUACAAGAUCCCGCCUCCGCAGUGCUUACGUGAAGGCAACAAGAAGACCAUCUUCGCCAACAUCCAGGAGAUCACCAAGAGAAUGAAGCGAAGCGAGGAGCACGUUACCGCCUACCUAUUCGCCGAGUUGGGUACGAACGGUUCCGUUGACGGAAGCAGACGAUUGGUUAUCAAGGGACGAUUCCAGCAGAAGCAGAUCGAGAACGUUUUGCGAAAAUACAUCAUCGAGUAUGUCACCUGCAAGACUUGCCGAUCUCCCGACACAGAACUCAACAAGGGAGAGAACCGUCUCUACUUCAUCACCUGCAAUUCGUGCGGAUCCCGUCGGUCCGUCACCGCCAUCAAGACCGGUUUCUCCGCCCAGGUCGGCAAGAGAAAGAAGAUGCAAGGUUAA